AGAGAAAGCGCGUCCCUUCGCUUAAACUGAGUUUGCUGGCGCCAAAGACUUUGCAUUAGGAUGGGUUCGGUGAUGCUCUCUGUGGUAUUUUUGCUCUCUGGGUUAACUUUUGCCCAUGGAAAUCAAGGAUGCGGUAAGCGACCGAUUUCUACACGUGUGGUUGGUGGAAUAGACGCUGAGCCGAAUUCCUGGCCUUGGCAGAUAUCUUUGAGGGUCAAAGUGCGAGGAAAGCUGUAUCACAUUUGCGGAGGAUCUCUUAUUUCUCCAACGCAUGUUGUCACCGCAGCGCACUGUGUCGUGAAAAAUGCCGCUCCGAGUCGUUGCAAAGUUGUAGUAGGUGAACAUGAUCAGACUGUAGAAGAAGAUGUAGAAAAAGUUAUAGACGUGACUUCCGUCUGUUAUCACGAGGAAUUCUCUAUGGAACAUAUACAAAACGACAUCGCCCUGCUCACUCUCGCCAAACCUGUAGAGCUGAGUGACAGGAUCAACACAGUUUGUUUACCACAGGAAGGUCAACAGGUUCCCACCGGAACCAAGUGUUACAUAACAGGUUGGGGUAGAACCAUCGGUGGUGGAAAACCAGCAAAAAUCCUUCAACAAGCUAUCAUGCCAGUGGUGGAUCAUCAGACAUGCGCAGUGGCCAACAAAGAUAUUGCGCCAGUGGAUAAACACAGCAUGGUAUGCGCUGGAUAUGCGAUAGCGGGAAAUGUGGUCAGUGGCUGCCAGGGAGACAGUGGAGGUCCAUUUGUUUGUGAAGAAAAUGGGCAAUUUGUUCUUCAUGGGGCUGUGAGCUGGGGACGUCCUGGGUGUAAAGCGGAGACCACUUACAGCGUGUUCACCCGCGUUAGCUCCUAUGUAGAUUGGAUCAAUCAUAAAAUCGCCAUGGGAGGUUACGGACAAGGAUGUGCUCCAACACCACCUCCACCCACAAAACGACCUUGUUUCGACCGAUGGGGUACGGAACAUUGUCAACGUUAUAAACGACAAUGUAGGGUACACGCUGUGAGAAUCAGCUGCCGUAAAACGUGCAACUAUAGAUGUUAA
Messenger RNA from Stylophora pistillata, 1044 nucleotides. Its product is annotated as elastase-1. NCBI's taxonomy places the organism in Eukaryota, Metazoa, Cnidaria, Anthozoa, Scleractinia, Pocilloporidae. Gene Ontology annotation, biological process: proteolysis. Gene Ontology annotation, molecular function: serine-type endopeptidase activity. The record is from RefSeq and is a predicted model, not a curated record.